Molecule: messenger RNA, 1821 nt
Organism: Hypoxylon trugodes
Lineage: Eukaryota; Fungi; Ascomycota; Sordariomycetes; Xylariales; Hypoxylaceae
Product: putative phosphoglycerate kinase PgkA
Exons: 3
Coding region: 235-1488 (417 amino acids)
Biological process (GO): gluconeogenesis; glycolytic process
Cellular component (GO): cytosol
Molecular function (GO): ADP binding; phosphoglycerate kinase activity; ATP binding
Source: RefSeq, a predicted model, not a curated record
UCCUUUACCUCACCCCACCAAAUUGUAGGGGAGCUGCUACCCCUCUGCCCCUCCAUCCAUCCAGUAUUAUUAGUCCGGCUUCCCUUCUGCGUGUUUUUUCUUACGGACAUCCUAGGAAAAAAAAAUAAAAACAUCAGCCUUGAAAUACCGCAAACCUACUUUGUGAUUAUUCCUCUAAUUCCUCAAAAUUAUCCUCCAAAUCCAAGUGUCAAUUGAAACCAUCUAGCCGUCAAAAUGUCUCUUUCUAACAAGUUGUCCAUCACGGACGUUGACCUGAAGGGCAAGAGAGUGCUCAUCAGAGUUGACUUCAACGUCCCUCUCGAUGCUGAUAAGAAAGUCACCAACAACCAACGUAUCGCUGGUGCCAUUCCCACAAUCAAAUAUGCUAUCGACAACGGUGCGAAGGCUGUCAUAUUGAUGUCCCACCUUGGCCGUCCCGAUGGAAAGGUCAACCCCAAAUACAGUCUAAAGCCCGUUGUCCCUGAGCUUGAGAAGCUUCUUGGCAAGAGCGUGGAGUUUGCACCAGACUCCGUCGGACCCGAGGUUGAGGCUAUUGUAAACAAAGCGGAUAACGGCCAAGUUGUUCUUCUAGAGAACUUGCGUUUCCACGCCGAGGAAGAGGGUUCUUCUAAGGAUGCGGAGGGCAAGAAGGUUAAGGCGGAUAAGGCUAAGGUUGAUGAGUUCCGCAAGGGUCUGACAGCUCUUGGUGAUGUCUACAUCAACGAUGCUUUCGGAACCGCCCACCGAGCCCACUCUUCCAUGGUCGGUGUCGACCUACCCCAGAAGGCCGCCGGCUUCCUCAUGAAGAAGGAACUCGACUACUUCGCCCAAGCCCUCGAGUCUCCCAAGCGCCCCUUCCUCGCCAUUCUCGGCGGUGCCAAGGUCUCCGACAAGAUCCAGCUAAUCGACAACCUCCUCGACAAAGUCAACAGCAUCGUAAUCUGCGGUGGCAUGGCCUUCACAUUCAAGAAGACCCUCGAAGGCGUCAGCAUCGGAAACUCCCUCUUCGACGAAGCCGGAUCCAAGAACGUAGCCACACUUAUCGAAAAAGCCAAAAAGAACAACGUCAAGGUCGUCCUGCCCGUCGACUACGUGACGGCGGACAAAUUCGACAAAGACGCUACCACGAGCACUGCUACGGAUAAAGACGGUAUUCCCGACGGAUGGAUGGGUCUAGACUGCGGCCCCGAAUCUAUCAAGCUAUACAAGGAAGCCAUCGACUCCGCUCAGACCAUCCUAUGGAACGGUCCCCCCGGCGUCUUCGAGUUCGAGAAGUUCGCCAACGGUACCAAAGCCACACUCGAUGCCUUCACGGCUGCCGUUGCCGCUGGAAAGAUUGGUAUUAUCGGUGGUGGUGACACCGCUACCGUUGCUGCCAAGUACGGUGCUGAGGACAAGUGCUCGCACGUCUCGACUGGUGGUGGUGCUUCCCUUGAAUUGCUAGAGGGCAAGGCGCUACCUGGUGUCGUGGCUCUUAGCACUAAAUGAGGGUUAGGUUUAUCGAUGCGUCUUUAAAUUAGACUGGCAUCGGAUAACGGCAAAUAUGGCCUAGAAAUGGGGUUUCGGUCGGUCAGUUGAUCGAUUUUCAAAGGGUAGCUUACCUACCUGAAUCCACAUGGGAUGCCGGGUGCUGGUCUGGUUACAUAGACCGGCCGGAUGGUAUCUUUAACAUCAUCAUUGUUGCGGUUUUGGUGUGCUUAUUGAUACAUACAAACAAAUAAUGUUACGUUAGGAAGUAUGCGUUGAGUUCAUUACGUAUGACGUAGCUAAAACAGAAUAGAGGAAUACCAAAUACAAGUAUUAGAUCAUAAUUUAUGCCUG